AUGAUUCUAAUGAACAAGAAUGGAAGAACUUCUCCAAGCAAGAUCUUCCGUAUUCAGGGUCCACCCGCUGGGCAUCAUGUGUACUCCGACCUUUUACUCCUGGCCGACUUCCAGACGAAAUUACAACUAUGCCCACAUUCCCCUGAUCCUCGUCAGGUCUCGCUAUCCAAUCCGAACCGUUCGCUUCGCUCAUCAAUCUCCCAUCUGACGGUCCAUAUCUCCCCAUCAACCCCUCCUCACCACCGCCGUCAUGUUCGUUUCUUUAUUUACCCUUUCCUCGUUUUACGCGAAGAAUUAAGAAAAGGAGGAAAAAAUCCCCGCGCGCCGAUGGAGGAGCAGCGGCGCGUCGGCCGCACGGCGGCGGAGCUGACGUUCUGGACGCUGUGCCCCUACUGCUACUACGCGCACGAGUACGAGAAGGCCUACGAGGAAUGCUGCGUGCGGUGCGCGAACUGCAGGCGGGGCUUCCACGCGGCGGCCAUCCGCGCCCCGGCGGAGCACAAGGGAGCAGGAGGGGGAGGCUAUUAUGACUGCCGGUUGGGGCUCUUCCCGCUGAGGUACGAUUGGUGCGCGAGGGAGGAUGAGGAGGUGGAGGAUUACUUGGUGGAGAUAUCGUCGUCGGGCGACAAGCGGUGGGAGAGCCAGGCCAAGGCGGGACACGUCAAUGCAGGGGCGGAAGAAGAGGGGGAGGGAAUGGAGGAGGAGAGCUGCGGUGGGGAGUUGGAGUUUGAGUACGAAGGAGACGAAAUUCUGGUGAGCGCUUAAUGGAUUAUAUUCUCAACCUCGUCUUUGGGUCGAUGU
Molecule: messenger RNA, 801 nt
Organism: Rhodamnia argentea
Lineage: Eukaryota; Viridiplantae; Streptophyta; Magnoliopsida; Myrtales; Myrtaceae
Exons: 2
Coding region: 1-765 (254 amino acids)
Source: RefSeq, a predicted model, not a curated record